UGGACAUUGUGCAACACUAUACGUGGGCGGUGAACAUGGACAGAUCGAUCGUAGAAGCGAUUCUUGCUUGAAGCGGGUGUUUAUGAUGUCAACAUGUAUUUCAAACACUUAUUAUAUUUUACGUAAAGGAACCUGUGAAUGAAGUAAUGUACACUAAAAGUUUACGAGACAAAAUACGCCUAAAACUCGGACAUCAGAUGAAAAUGUUGUUUUAUACACGUCGUUGAAGGAAAUUGUUUUUAUUCGUGUUCUAAGUUUUUAUUUCUUCGCGAUACUACGCGGUGAUAAUGAGUGUCAAAUUUAGCGUUUUAUUAGUGUUUAAAUAGUGUUGAUCUGGUGUUAUACAUAGGAAGUGGUUUGGAGACUCGCAAACAUGGAUAUCAGGGAGAGAAUUGCGCGUUUCUUUCACACGCGUAAUGUGAUGGCGCCGUUCUCCCGGUUCUACCGGGCCAUGGUGCUCAAGAUGAACCAGCAUGAAGAUGAGGCGACGACAUCGGGCCUGACAGAUGGCCCGCCGCUCGAACAGAACAGAAUCAUCUUCGUGAACAGUCCGCAGCCGAUAAAGUUUCUGAGCAAUCGAAUAUCUACGGCCAAAUACAGUGUCCACUCGUUCAUCCCGCUGUUCCUGUUCGAGCAGUUCCGGCGCUACUCGAACUGCUUCUUCCUGCUGAUCGCGCUGCUGCAGCAGAUCCCCGACGUGUCGCCUACCGGCCGCUGGACCACGCUCACGCCGCUCAUCCUCAUCCUUAGCGUGAGCGCCAUCAAGGAGAUCGUCGAGGACUUUAAACGGCAUCGAGCUGACGAUGAGACGAACCGGCGCAGGGUGGACGUGCUGCGCGAGGGUCGCUGGCACACCGUGCGCUGGGAGCAGAUGCUGGUGGGGGACAUCUGCAAGAUCGUCAACAACCAGUUCUUCCCGGCGGACAUCGUGCUGCUCUCCUCUAGUGAACCUCAAGGCAUAUCGUUCAUCGAGACGUCGAACCUGGACGGGGAGACGAACCUGAAGAUCCGGCAGGCGCACCCCGACACGGCGCGGCUCGACAACACGCUCGCGCUCACAGACUUCUCCGCCACCGUGCAGUGCGAGCAGCCCAACAGGCAUCUCUACGAGUUCAACGGGAUGCUGAAGGAACUUAACUCCAAAACGAUACCGCUGGGUCUCGACCAGAUGCUGCUGCGCGGCUCCAUGUUGCGGAACACCAACUACAUAUACGGCGUCGUCAUCUACACCGGACACGAGACCAAACUCAUGAAGAACUCCACUAAAGCCCCACUAAAACGUUCGUCGAUCGACCGUCAGACGAACACGCACAUUCUGAUGCUGUUCAUCAUCCUGCUGACGCUGUCGCUGCUCAGCGCCGGCUUCAACGAGCUCUGGAUGAAGUCGCACUCCGACUGGUAUAUAGGACUAGAAGAAGCGCAGAAUGCACAUUUCGGAUUUAACUUUUUAACAUUUUUGAUAUUGUACAACAAUCUUAUACCUAUAUCGUUACAAGUUACCGCUGAAAUAGUUAGAUUUUUCCAAGCAAAGUUCAUAGCGAUGGACAGCGAGAUGUACCACGAGCCGACGGACACGCCGGCCAUGGCGCGCACGUCCAACCUCAACGAGGAGCUCGGCAUGGUCAAGUACGUGUUCAGCGACAAGACCGGCACGCUCACCUGCAACGUCAUGGAGUUCCGCAAGUGCUCCAUAGCCGAGAUAAUUUACAACUGCCCGGGCCCGAACGAGAAGCUAGAAGACACGCUGCUGUACCAGAACCUGCAGCGCAACCACCCGACGGCCGGCGUCAUCCGCGAGUUCCUCACCAUGCUGGCCAUCUGCCACACCGUCAUCCCCGAGCAGAACGGCGACAAGCUCAGCUACCACGCCGCCUCACCAGACGAGCGCGCGCUGGUGCUGGGCGCGCAGCAGUUCGGCUACGUGUUCGACCAGCGCACGCCCAGCGCCGUGCGCGUGCGCGUGGGCGGCGACACGCACGAGUACGCCGUGCUCAACGUGCUCGACUUCACCUCCGCGCGCAAGCGCAUGUCCGUCAUCGUGCGCACGCCCAGCGGUCAGAUCAAGCUGUACUGCAAGGGCGCGGACUCAGUGAUCUACCCGCGGCUGUCGGGCGGGCCGGGCCGCGCCAAGCACGCGGCCGCUACGCUGGCGCAUCUGGAACACUUCGCCACGGACGGGCUCAGGACGCUCGUCUUCGCCGUCGCGGACGUACCCGAAAAUGUCUACCAGGACUGGUCAAACACGUACCACAAGGCGAGCAUAGCGAUACAGGACCGAGAGCAGAAGAUCGAGGAAGCUGCCAGGCUCAUAGAGAACAACCUGCGGCUGCUCGGCGCUACCGCUAUAGAGGAUAAACUGCAGGACGGCGUCCCGGACACGAUAGCGGCGCUGCUGAAGGCCAACAUCAACGUGUGGGUGCUGACGGGGGACAAGCAGGAGACCGCCAUCAACAUCGCGCACUCCGCCAAGCUCAUACACACCGGCAUGCCGCUCAUCAUACUCAACGAGGAGAGCUUGGAUGGUACCCGCGAAUCGAUAUCCCGUCACAUAGUGGACUUUGGCGACAAUCUCCGCAAGCAGAACGAAGUGGCUCUCAUCAUAGACGGCAAGUCCCUCAAGUAUGCGAUGGGCUGUGACCUGAAGAAGGAUUUCCUGGACCUGUGUCUAUCGUGUAAGGUCGUCGUGUGUUGCAGGGUCUCACCUAUACAGAAGGCAGAGGUGGUGGAGAUGGUGUCGGUGGCGACGGGCGCGGUGACGCUGGCCAUCGGCGACGGCGCCAACGACGUGGCCAUGAUCCAGCGCGCCUCCGUGGGCGUCGGCAUCUCCGGCGUGGAGGGGCUGCAGGCCGUCUGCGCGUCCGACUACAGCAUCGCGCAGUUCCGUUUCCUGCUGCGCCUGCUCCUAGUGCACGGUGCUUGGAACUACUCCCGCAUCAGCAAGCUGAUCCUGUACUCCUUCUACAAGAACAUCUGUCUUUACGUCAUCGAGCUCUGGUUCGCAAUAUACUCCGCCUGGUCGGGUCAGAUCCUGUUCGAGCGGUGGACGAUAGGGUUCUACAACGUGAUAUUCACCGCGCUGCCGCCGUUCGCCAUCGGUCUCUUCGAUAAACUCUGUUCGCCUGAAAUUAUGUUAAGGCACCCGAUCCUGUACAUCCCGUCGCAGCAGGGGCUGCUGUUCAACGUGCGCGUGUUCUGGGUGUGGGCCAGCAACGCGCUGCUGCACUCCGUGCUGCUGUUCUGGCUGCCGAUGCUGCUGGCCAGCCACCACGUCCUGUGGCCCAACGCCCGGGACGGAGGGUACCUCGUCAUGGGGAACUUCGUCUACACCUACGUGGUCCUCACGGUGUGCCUGAAGGCGGGCCUGUCGACACACUCGUGGACGUGGGUCACGCACUUCGCCAUCUGGGGCUCCGUCGCCUUGUGGUUCAUGUUUAUACUCAUAUACAGCAACAUCUACCCGACGAUCCUGAUCGGCGCGGUCAUGCGCGGCAUGGACCGCAUGCUGUUCAGCUCGCUGGUGUUCUGGCUCGGCUUGGUGCUCAUCCCCAUCGCCACGCUCAUACCAGACGUGCUCGUCACUGUCGUGCACAACUCUGCCUUCAAGUCGAUGACGGAAGCCGUUCGAGAGAGCGAGAUAAAGCAGCGCGAUCCCACCGCACUGCUCACACACCCACGACACUCCCUCACGGAGACGGCGCGCCUGCUGCACAACGUGCGCAGCGUGUUCAGCCGCCGCGCCGCCGCGCGCGCCGCGCUGGAGCUCGAGCUGUCGCGUGAGUACCCACGCAGCGCACUGCCGACGCCUACCACACAUAGAUACACGGUUUUAUUUACUGCAGACCUAAAUAAGGAUUCUACAAGGUAUUACCCACUUACAUUGAUUUCGUUUAGAAGUUCUCAGUUCACACAGUUUGUGUUAUACCACGAUUGUGUAGUACCAUCACGCUGAUUCAGUUAGAAUCAUUUUGUGUUCAUUUUUGCCGUUUUGUUUGUACACUUGUUUCUGAUUCAUUAUCCGAGGGUGGCGAUGCCGGGGUGUGUUGUAACUUGUUGCGUAUGAUACAGAUGGGUUCGCGUUCUCGCAAGAGGAGGGCGGCAGCGUGUCGCAGGCGGACGUCAUCCGCGCGUACGACACGAGCCGGCCGCGGCCGC
Molecule: messenger RNA, 4152 nt
Organism: Trichoplusia ni (cabbage looper)
Lineage: Eukaryota; Metazoa; Arthropoda; Insecta; Lepidoptera; Noctuidae
Gene: ATP8A
Product: probable phospholipid-transporting ATPase IA
Exons: 23
Coding region: 374-3949 (1191 amino acids)
Biological process (GO): phospholipid translocation
Cellular component (GO): plasma membrane
Molecular function (GO): magnesium ion binding; ATPase-coupled intramembrane lipid carrier activity; ATP binding
Source: RefSeq, a predicted model, not a curated record